Phragmites australis (common reed) is the source of this 1101-nucleotide messenger RNA. Its product is annotated as vacuolar protein sorting-associated protein 60.1-like. The record is from RefSeq and is a predicted model, not a curated record. The coding region runs from base 131 to 817 and encodes 228 amino acids. NCBI's taxonomy places the organism in Eukaryota, Viridiplantae, Streptophyta, Magnoliopsida, Poales, Poaceae. The transcript has 7 exons. Gene Ontology annotation, biological process: vesicle budding from membrane; late endosome to vacuole transport via multivesicular body sorting pathway. Gene Ontology annotation, cellular component: multivesicular body.
ACGCCACGCGGCCACGCCACAAGCAAGGAAAUUUCCCCUCCCCUCCUCCUCCUCCUCCUCCUUCUCCGCCCGCGCAGCCACAAACUCUCCUCCUCUCCCUCCCCGAUUGGAUCGGAGUCGACUCGCUUCGAUGAAGAAGAUCUUCGGCGCCAAGAAGAACAAGGACCCGCCGCCCUCCAUCCACGACGCCGCCGAAGGAAUCAGCAAGCGCGGCGAUACCGUCGAUGAAAAGAUAAAGAAACUCGACGCCGAGCUCGCCCGCUACAAGGACCAGAUCAAGAAGACGCGCCCAGGCCCCGCGCAGGAGGCCGUCAAGGCAAGAGCCAUGAGGGUCCUCAAGCAGCGAAGGAUGUACGAAGGACAGCGUGACAUGCUGUUCAACCAAACAUAUAACCUUGACCAAGUUGCUUUUGCGUCUGAGGGACUUAAAGAUGCUCAACAAACUAUGACUGCGAUGAAGGCUGCGAAUAAUGAGCUAAAAGGAAUGAUGAAAACUGUCAAGCUCGAAGAUAUAGACAGCAUGCAAGAUGAGAUGAUGGAUCUUAUGGACGUGAGCAAUGAGAUACAAGAAACUCUUGGCAGAAGCUACAAUGUCCCUGAUGAUAUCGAUGAGGAAGAACUUAUGGGGGAGCUUGAUGCUUUGGAAGCUGACAUGGACUUUGAAUCAGAGUCAGUCCCAUCUUACCUUCAACCAGAUCAAAAUUCUGAACUUAACUUGCCUGCUGCACCAACUGGACAUGCAGCACCGCUACCAAAUCAGCAGCAGGAGGAUGAACUAGGAUUGCCCACAGUGCCACAUGCAUCCAUUCGUAGUUAAACAAUCACGGAUCUUGAAGUCGAUGUAAAAACCAGAUAUUUUGGGCAUGGACAAUUCAAUGUAACUUUUCCUCGUAUGUACCACUACGAUUUGUUGUGACUUGCAGAAGGUGUAGAUUUAAUUCAUUGCAUAACAUCCUGUUCUGGUGAUGGUCCUGACAUUCUUUCUGGAAUAAUGAUGAUAUGGAGGGCAUGGUGUACAUACAUAUGAAAAUCCAUCUUGUUUCGGCAUGUUUAUUGUACCGCCACCGAGUUUGCCUUUUUAAAGAUUUGAUUUGAAGCCCA